AUGUUUGGUCCUCGCAGAGUCUUACAGUCUCGGCUCCGGCUACUUGCGCCUCAAUCUCUUUCACGGUCCAGGUUCCAAGCCUCCAGAAACGUCAGCUCUGUCGCCCCGAGCCCCACGACCGAGCCAUCCAAGUGGCCGCGACGCCUGGUCUACGCCGCCAUCUUCGGCUCUCUGGGAACAUUCGCUGGAAAAUGGAUGGAUGAGAAGGUCUCUGCCCCCCCGCGACCGGGAUCCGACGAAGACCGUCGUCGAUUGGAGGACAUCCAUCGCGUAUACGAACACCAGCUCCCCAUCGUGAAGAAACUGCGCAACAACCCGGAUUACAUCGAGGAUAACGUCUACGUGAACUACUCGGAUGACGACAAGAUGAAUCGAUUUACGUCUGGCUUGCUGCGGGGGAGCAGAGGAGUGGCGUUCCAGAAAAUAUUCUGGAACGACAAGGAGAAGAAGGCUGUAAAUAUCGUCUAUCUGGGUACCGGCAUCGAAGGUUGGCCAACGGUUGUCCACGGUGGUGCUCUUGGCACCAUAAUCGAUGAGCAUCUGGGCCGUGCUGCGGUACGGCAUCUUCCGGAGCGUACGGGGGUCACUGCGAAUCUCGAGAUCAACUACCGGGCCCCUGUCUUUUCCGGUCAUUUCUAUACUUUCUACGCCACGCUUGACCAGGAACGGAGUACCGAUCGGAAAGCCUAUGUCACGGGUGAGGUCCGCGACCCCAUGGGUCAAGUGUGUGCCCAGGCAUCUGGCCUCUUUGUGGUUCCCAAGAAAUACGAACUCCGGACGCUUGGAGAUCGAUUCUGA
Messenger RNA from Aspergillus campestris IBT 28561, 798 nucleotides. RefSeq names its product PaaI family thioesterase. Lineage: Eukaryota; Fungi; Ascomycota; Eurotiomycetes; Eurotiales; Aspergillaceae. The record is from RefSeq and is a predicted model, not a curated record. Bases 1 to 798 code for a protein of 265 amino acids. The transcript has 2 exons.